Molecule: messenger RNA, 2568 nt
Organism: Leptidea sinapis
Lineage: Eukaryota; Metazoa; Arthropoda; Insecta; Lepidoptera; Pieridae
Product: probable 4-coumarate--CoA ligase 1
Exons: 9
Coding region: 90-1856 (588 amino acids)
Biological process (GO): long-chain fatty acid metabolic process; fatty-acyl-CoA biosynthetic process
Molecular function (GO): long-chain fatty acid-CoA ligase activity
Source: RefSeq, a predicted model, not a curated record
AACAUUAUCUUGUUCAGUGAGACAUUGAACAGCUAGCUAGACGGCAUUUUCUACGCAAUAGCACGGCGCGGAUCACACGCCGACAAACGAUGUCUUUGAAAUUUCUUCGCGGCAGUUUUGCGCGCCAAGUCUUAAAAAAUCUAUCAAGCCAGUUAGAAAAUAGUGAGUUAAAAAGGAAAACUACUUUUUUGAAGAGAUAUCCCAGGUGCUUUGCGACCCAGACCGCACCUGUUUUGGAAAAUAAUUGUUUAAAUUCACCAUACGGUGAGAUUAAAGUGGGAAGUGAAACUUUGACCGACUAUGUUUUUAAAGAUAUAGAAUUAUGGUCAGAUUCGCCAUGCGUGACAUGUGGUGCUUCCGGCCGUUCCUACCCAUAUGGAAUGAUGCGAGUUAUGGUGGAGAAAUGUGCGCACGCGCUAAUUGGACACCUGAAGCUGUCACCGGGAGAUCGGAUAGGCCUCAUCCUGCCAAAUAUUCCUGAAUUUGUCGUGCUCAUCCAUGGUGCUAUGAGAGCCGGCCUUGUGGUUACUUUUGCUAACCCAUUGUAUACAGCAGAGGAAGUCCGCCGUCAGUUCAACGACUGUCACGUUAAAGCAAUCGCUACGAUUGAAAUGUUUAUGCCGAUUGCUCUAGAAGUUUCCAAAUCUCUAAAGGACUAUAAAGGAACUAUAUGGGUUGGAGGCGCAGAUGAUAAAGUAAAAGGUAUACAUGGUCUUCAGUCGCUUCUGAUAACAGAGCACAAGGUAGACCUACCAACAGUUGGCUGUGAGGAGCUGUGUCUCAUCCCGUACUCUAGCGGAACUACUGGAAUGCCCAAAGGCGUCAUGCUAUCCCAUAGAAAUCUGGUUACCAACUUAAAACAAAUCCAGGUGCCCAAGUUUAUGAAGUACGACGGGGAAAAAGGUAAAGGUGACGUAAUAUUGACAGUACCGCCAUUCUUCCAUAUCUACGGUUUCAAUGGAAUUUUGAAUUAUAAUCUAGUUUUGGGUUACCACAUAGUCUCCAUACCUAAAUUCACACCAGAAGACUAUAUAAAAUGUCUUAUAGAGUACAAACCAAGCACACUAUUCGUUGUUCCGUCUCUUUUGGCCUUCCUGGCGACCCAUCCAGCUGUAAAGAAGGAAUAUUUACAAUCUGUCACGACUAUCAUGGUCGGCGCUGCUCCUACGACAGACAGUAUGCUGCAGAAGUUCCUACUUAAAUCCGAGAAGACGAAGGAUCAAAUUAGAUUGUUACAAGGUUACGGCAUGACAGAAAGUUCGCCAGUGACGUUACUGACUCCAUACGUGUACCCUUACAGUAAGGUGGGCUCGGCGGGGCAGGUGAUCCCCUCAACACAAGCUAGGAUAGUCUCGUUAACAACGGGACAAAGUCUCGGGCCGCAUGAACCAGGAGAGCUGUUCUUAAGAGGACCUCAGGUUAUGAAGGGUUACUGGAACAAUGAGAAGGCGACUCGGGAAACAGUAGACAGUGACGGCUGGCUUCACACGGGAGACGUGGCUUACUACGACGAGGAUCAUUAUUUCUACAUCGUUGACAGGACCAAGGAACUUAUCAAAGUAAAAGGGAACCAGGUAUCGCCCACGGAGAUAGAAAGUGUAAUAAUGGAACAGCCGGCAGUUGCUGACGUGGCAGUGGUUGGGGUCCCUGACUCGUUGGCCGGGGAACUCCCCAAGGCGUUCGUUGUUCUCAAGCCGAACCAGAAACUCACAGAGAAGCAAGUCUACGACAUAGUUGCCCAGAAAUUGACGAGAUACAAACAUUUAGAAGGCGGUGUGGUCUUCCUUGAUGCCAUACCUCGGAAUGCUGCUGGCAAAAUCAUGAGAAAUGAGCUUAAGGUGUUAAAAAUGAAGUGAUUAUCACUUUCACCAUCCCACCUUUGCGCACAGAACAUAUUCUUCUCUCCUUGAAUUCCGGCAAGGCACCUACGCCUACUUUUUAAGCUAGGUUCACACAUAGCUAUUGACAGCGAAAUAUAUACCUUGCUGAAAAGGGUAUGGAAAGAGUGUGUAUGGCGAAGCAAGUGAGAAAUGAACGAAGAACUUUCGCUAGCUUCUGUUCUCUGUGACCUACUCUUUUGCCCUAAUAUAAAAAAAUAUAUACACAUAAGUGUAUAAAGCAGUUGAUGAGGUCAUUAUUAAGGCCUUUUAGUGGUCUUAUAUUUGUUGCAGGCCUUUUCGUUUCAUUGGCGUUUCUAUGACUGAAUCCUUUCUGAACCUCGGGAUCUGGUGCCGUGAUCUAAUAUUCCCACUAGGUCUCCAUUCAAGGACUCUUUUGUCCAUUCUUAACAAUGAUAGAUACAUCUACUUACGAAAUAACUAAGCUGAUAGAGGACUAGAGAAAAUUUCCAAUUAAGGAAUUUUAAGACUUUUUAGGUUGUUAACGUUUUAUAUAAGCAUAAGAUAUCCUAUAUUACUCUGUCGGAUAGCAGCCAAUUUUAACAAAGUAAAUAAUAUUAAAAAUAAAUUAUGUUUUAAAAUUGUUAAUUAGUUAAUAGAUUAUUUAAUAAUGUGUAAAUAUUAUGGUAUUGUUUUGAUAUAAUUUUUAUUAGUGUUAUUUUUUAAAUAA